AUUGGGUGUGAUCGUAGCCAGAACCUUGUGGACAUUUGUCGAGAGAGGCAGUUCCAGGCCUUAGUCUGUGAUGCACUAGCUGUUCCUGUCAGAAGUGGGUCUUGUGAUGCUUGCAUCUCUAUUGCUGUCAUUCACCACUUUGCAACUGCAGAGCGCAGAGUGGAAGCUCUCCAAGAACUUGCCCGUCUCCUGAGACCUGGUGGGCAGGCCCUCAUUUAUGUCUGGGCAAUGGAACAAGAGUAUAAAAAUCAGAAGUCCAAGUAUCUUAGAGGAAAGAGAAUUAGCCAAGGAGAUAAAGAUGAGCUAAACAGUGCCACAUCCACGGAAGAAUUUCUAGUAAAUCAAACGCCUGAGGGGGUCAAUGAAGACCCAGCAUUGUCUGUCCACUCCAGUAGUAACACCAAGGAAGAAGAGUAUAAGUCAAGGAAAGUUCCUAAUUCUGAACUCCCUAUUCAUAUAAAUAGGACCUGCUUUCAUUCCCAAGAUGUGCUGGUUCCCUGGCACCUCAAAGGAAACCCUGGUAAAGACAAAGCUGUUGAACCAUCUGGUGUAGCAGGAUGUCCUGACCCAAGUCCUGUGUUUCAUCGUUAUUACCAUAUUUUCUGUGAUGGAGAAUUGGAAGCUUCAUGCCAGGCUGUGGGUGAUGUUAGCAUUCUGCAGAGCUAUUAUGAUCAAGGGAAUUGGUGUGUUGUUCUUCAAAAGGUCUGAUCACUUAUCUGAACAUAUCAUGUGUAAAGAAAAAAAUGUCAAUCUGUUUUUGAAAAGGAAACUAAAUUAUCUCUUUAAAUAAUGAGAAAAUUUGGAAGAGAGAUACUUAGGAAACAUUUUUCUCUAUUCCCAUUGUCUGACUUCAUAAACGUAGGUUCCUCUUACAUGCCUUUUAAGUAUGGUGUUUGACAUUAACUUGUGAAAAUUUUGUCUGUGAUGUUUGUAUAUAUAUAUAGCAUUUGAAGAUAA
This is a messenger RNA of Mus caroli (Ryukyu mouse), 957 nucleotides long. The record is from RefSeq and is a predicted model, not a curated record. NCBI's taxonomy places the organism in Eukaryota, Metazoa, Chordata, Mammalia, Rodentia, Muridae.